GUUCAUCAGGCUUCCAUUGGCUGGAGUGUGGGACCAUAGCCCCUGCCCAGGAGACAUAACCUUGGACCACAGUGGCUCUGGAUGGCCAGGAACAGGGACUCGAGCUUUCAGAUUCUCAACUGGUCUUGACAAAACAGCUGUAGGUGGCCUGCCUGACACCAGAUACUCAGCCCUCUCCACUCUGGCUCUCCUUGCAUUUCCCCAUGCUGCCCACCCCCUGGCAAAAGGCUGGCCGUGCUCUCUGUUCCCAGCAGCCUUGCAGGUUUUCCCACUGGCUGCAAUGGCCCUACUAAAAGCCAUGUUGCAUAUCCGUUGUAAGCACGUGCCCUGUGCCCUGUCCCCAUCCCUUAUGCCUAGGAGGCCAGGCUGGUGUCUCUACGAGGGCCCCCACAGGCGUCCUGGGUCCCCCAGAGAGCAGACUGGUGUGCUCAGGAUGCAGGCUGACUCAGAGGCAGGGCAGUGGGCUCUCCAGGUCACUUGGCUGGGGUUGGCGGGGGUCCUCUCUCUUGCCCCAGCUUUCACUCAGCCACCGCAGCUGCCCCACCGGGGGGUGGAGACGUGGGUCACCACGGGCUUGGGAGCAAGUGUCUUCUGCAGCACAGGAAGGCGAAGGUGUGGUCAGAUGAGGUUGCUACCCCUGCAGGUCUGGCAUAAAGGCCCCACCCUCAGGCCUCCUACACUAGCCCCAUUUUACUUUGGGGUCCAAGGACAGGGCGGUCAACUGGGCAGGGUGGGCAGCGUGCCAGCGCAGCACAGUGCCACCUCCCUGGGUGGAUGCAUCACACUAAGGAAGCGAGUGCCAAGGGGAUGUAGUGGUGUGGUUCUUUCAAAGGGAGGUCAGGGUCAAUGGGAAUCUGCUGGGACACUCAACACUAGGGUGGGUGCACUCCUGGGAGGAGGAGGAACAUGUUCAGGGGAGUGCGGGGUCUUGCACAAGCCACGUGGUACAUCUUGGCCUCCCGGCAGGAGAUGGACACCCAGCCAGAGGCCCUGGCUCAAGGUGGCCUCACGUGGCCACGGGCUUCCUGGGUACACAGGCCCAAGCGCAGGUUGUUUUAUACUUAUUGGAGUAUGUGUUAACUUAUGCCCUGCAUCCCAACUCACACGGAAGCAUGGGUCUCGUCUCAGUCUCUUUGGCUGCAUCUGGAAAGCAGUCUCCUCUAGGUCCAGUGCCAGGCUGAGGUGUCCAGAGGCGGCGGCAGCUGGUAGUGCCCUCAGCCCCCGAGUGUCCAGCCUGGCACUUCCCGUUCAGGCCACCUGCUUUGGGUCAACGGUUCCUUUGCCAGCAGCAUCUCCUAAAUGGUAAGGACUCUCUCCACCCAGGGCCUUCCCAGGGCUGCGAGGAUGGAAGCAGGCAGGCAGUGGAGCUAACAGCUUAGUCACCAGGACCCUCAAACCUGCAAAUGUCCCCUCCUGGAGGGGGAAGCCAGGAACAACAGAACUGCCUACAAAACAAGGCUGUGAACCUUUUGGGAACUGGAACUGUUUAACUUGAACCCAGGAUCGUUUAAAGCUUUAUUUAUUUAUAGCUUCUUCUUAAAAAAAAAAGUGUUAAGAAGAAAUUUUUUGGUUAUUCACACACAAAAAAAAUAAGUUGAUGAUGGAAAAGCAAGUCAUAAUCAUCUAAUUGUUUUUGUCUAGGUCGAGAAUGAAUGUCAGCCAAUGAAAUAAACCCUGACAAGGAAA
Messenger RNA from Piliocolobus tephrosceles (Ugandan red Colobus), 1686 nucleotides. RefSeq lists its product as uncharacterized. The transcript has a single exon. NCBI's taxonomy places the organism in Eukaryota, Metazoa, Chordata, Mammalia, Primates, Cercopithecidae. The record is from RefSeq and is a predicted model, not a curated record. The coding region runs from base 281 to 1306 and encodes 341 amino acids.